Messenger RNA from Hyla sarda, 477 nucleotides. RefSeq names its product histone H2B 1.1. Gene Ontology annotation, molecular function: structural constituent of chromatin; DNA binding; protein heterodimerization activity. Gene Ontology annotation, cellular component: nucleosome. The transcript has a single exon. Bases 1 to 381 code for a protein of 126 amino acids. Lineage: Eukaryota; Metazoa; Chordata; Amphibia; Anura; Hylidae. The record is from RefSeq and is a predicted model, not a curated record.
AUGCCUGAUCCCGCCAAGUCUGCACCAGCCCCCAAGAAAGGCUCUAAGAAAGCCGUGACCAAGACUCAGAAGAAGGACGGCAAGAAGCGGAGGAAGACCAGGAAGGAAAGCUAUGCCAUCUACGUGUACAAGGUGCUCAAGCAGGUCCAUCCUGACACCGGCAUCUCCUCCAAGGCCAUGGGCAUCAUGAACUCCUUUGUCAACGAUAUCUUCGAGCGCAUCGCAGGGGAAGCCUCCCGCCUGGCUCACUACAACAAGCGCUCCACCAUCACCUCCCGGGAGAUCCAGACCGCCGUGCGCCUGCUGCUGCCUGGAGAGCUGGCCAAGCACGCCGUGUCCGAGGGCACCAAGGCCGUCACCAAGUACACCAGCGCCAAGUAACCUGCUCCGCCUCCUGCUGUCACCCCAAAGGCUCUUCUAAGAGCCGCCACAUUGUCUAUAAUAGAGCUGGGGCUUCUCCUGUCUGUAUUCCCCGUA